AUGAAUGACAUCGAGUGGAAUACCUGGAAGAUCUCGCGCACGUUCUUCGCCAUUCCGGCAGUGGAUUGCCCAAUUGUGGCCCUAUCUACCUCAGCAAAGCACAACUCGCUGUAUCUCGGUGUUUUGGACAAGCGAGUCUCCGGGCCUGGACUGCCUGGGAUCGGUUGGUACCCUCCCCGUCCAGAGUCUUUGGCCGCGAUUCGUCCUAGACCUUUAUCAGACAAGAGUGAGUGGGUGUGGCACCCAAUCGCGAAGUUGAACGAAAUGGAAACCCUUUCAGGAAAUAAGACGUGUCGUCGUCCGUCCGGUCUUUACGCCGUGCUUUGCUCCUCCUCAACCCCCAAUUUUUCCGGUAGCUCGUACUACUGCGUACGGAUUACCCGCCAUGCCUCGGUUCUUCUCCCAUCUUCCCCAGCUUUGCCCAGACGCAUAGCUCAGAACCCCCGCAUCGACAGGGGUCUGAUGCGGAGAUCUAGCGUCACGAAGCCUGGAGGUGCUUCCCCCCCAGGUUUAGAUGCAUCACUUGUAAUCCAAGGUCUCGCCGGAAAGGACCCGGCCAUUGGCCGAUAG
Messenger RNA from Colletotrichum lupini, 570 nucleotides. RefSeq lists its product as uncharacterized. The coding region runs from base 1 to 570 and encodes 189 amino acids. The record is from RefSeq and is a predicted model, not a curated record. NCBI's taxonomy places the organism in Eukaryota, Fungi, Ascomycota, Sordariomycetes, Glomerellales, Glomerellaceae. The transcript has 2 exons.